UCUGAUGCUGUCAACCGUCGAUUAGCAAGAUGAGCACACACACAUAAAGGCUCUACGUCACCUUGUGGCUCAGUGUCAGGCGGAACAUAAAAGGUGUUUCUAUUAUAAAUACUGUAUUAUAUUUCACUAGAAUUUAACCCAUGAAUACAGGCUGGUAUGUGUCGGUGCUGUGGACAUAGCUAGUAGCAGCUAGCUAAAUUGCGAGCUAACCGGGCCGGGUAUAGCUGGCUGUGUGUGCAUCCUCCAUGCACACAGGAGCAUACAUGUGUCACAAACACGGUCGUGGUGUGGGUGAUCCUGACUCCGGCGACGAUGCGCAAGGACGUGAGGAUCUUACUCGUUGGGGAGCCCAAAGUGGGAAAGACGUCUCUGAUCAUGUCCCUGGUCAGCGAGGAGUUCCCAACUGUGGUUCCGUACCGAGCUGAGGAGAUCACCAUACCUGCAGAUGUCACUCCAGAGAGAGUCCCCACACACAUUGUGGACUAUUCAGAAGUGGAGCAGACAGACGAGCAGUUGUUUCAGGAGAUCUCCAAGGCAAAUGUGAUAUGCAUUGUGUAUUCCGUCAACAACAAGACAUCUAUAGAGAAGGUGACCAGCUACUGGAUCCCACUCAUUACUGACAACACUGACAAGGACAGCAGGGUUCCUCUCAUCCUGGUGGGAAACAAAUCGGACCUAGUGGAGCACAGCAGCAUGGAGACCAUCCUGCCCAUUAUGAACCAGUACAGUGAAAUUGAGACCUGUGUUGAGUGCUCAGCAAAGAAUCUGAAGAACAUCUCAGAGCUGUUUUACUAUGCCCAAAAGGCAGUUCUCCACCCCACAGGACCCCUCUACUGUCCUGAGAAUAAAGAUAUGAAGCCACUUUGUGUAAAAGCGUUGACUCGAAUCUUCAAGGUGUCCGAUUUGGAUAAUGACGGGAUUCUCAACGAUAACGAGCUCAACCUCUUCCAGAGAACAUGCUUCAACAUGCCACUGGAACCGCAAGCGUUGGAGGACGUCAAAAAUGUUGUGAGGAAGAAUAUGACUGAUGGUGUAUGUCACAACGGCCUCACUCUGAAAGGCUUCCUGUUCCUUCACACCCUGUUCAUCCAGCGAGGUCGCCAUGAAACCACAUGGACGGUGCUGAGGAGGUUCGGAUAUGAUGACGACCUGGAGCUAAAUCAAGAUUACCUCUUCCCUCCACUGAAAAUUCCUCCUGAUUGCACCACUGAGCUCAACCACACUGCCUACCUCUUUCUCCAGAGUGUCUUUGACAAGCAUGACAAGGACCGUGAUUGCGCCUUGUCACCUGAGGAGCUGAGCGACUUGUUUGACGUUUUUCCCUACAUGCCCUGGGGUCCUGACGUCAACAACACAAUCUGCACCAAUGACCAGGGCUGGAUCACGUACCAGGGAUAUCUCUCACAGUGGACGUUAACAACUUAUCUGGACGUCCAGCGUUGCCUGGAGUAUUUGGCCUAUCUUGGCUAUUCAAUCAUUGCUGAACAGGAGUCCCAAGCAGCAGCCAUUACCGUGACCAGAGAUAAGAAGAUUGACUUGCAGAAGAAGCAGACUCAACGCGGCGUCUUCCGAUGCAACGUCUUUGGAGAUGUUGGCAGCGGCAAGAGUGGUUUCCUCCAAGCCUUCCUGGGGAGAAACCUGAUGCAGCAACAAAAGAUGAUCAGAGAUGAACACAGAUCUUACUACGCCAUCAGCACAACUUAUGUUUACGGUCAGGAGAAAUACCUUCUACUGCAUGAAGUGUUCCCUGACUUUGACUACCUGUCUGACGGCGACCUGGCCUGUGACAUCGUCUGCUUGGUGUAUGACGUCAGCAACCCUUACUCCUUUGAUUACUGCGCCAAAGUCUUCAAGCAAUACUUCAUUGACUGCAAGAUCCCAUGCAUGAUGAUCGCGGCCAAGUCGGAUCUACCUGAGACCAAACAGUUCUAUGCCUGCAGUCCUUUGGAGUUCUGUCGGAGGCACAAAAUGCCACCCCCGCAGUCGUUCACUUGUAACACUGCAGGGGCUCCCAGCAAAGACAUUUACACCAAACUCACCACCAUGGCCGUGUACCCCCACGCACGACUGCGCUGCAUGUGCACAUGUAACCGGUGCACCUUCUGCUUGUGUCAGAACUUCCUCAACUCUGAGCUGCUGCAGACGGUCAGAGCCAAACUCCAUGCUGUUGUUCUGCGCAGACACAUGAGCCAAGCAGACCUGAAGAGCUCCACCUUCUGGCUGAGAGCGAGCAUCGGUGCUACUGUGUUUGCCGUGCUGGGCUUUGCCAUGUACAGAGUUCUGCUCAAAGCACGGUGAUCACUCUUAUUACCACCCAAAGCAUAUGGAGAUUUUGGACGAAUGUAUGCAUUCAUGUCCAUCACACACUUUUAAGAUGGCGACCUCACACUCCAACUGACAUUUUGUAGAAACUCUUUCCAGAAGAGUAGAAGCUGCAAAUGAGGAACGGCACAUCCAUCCUGUCCUAAAACUUUUGUCCAUAUAGUGCAAUCUGUAACCCUUACAAAUUUUUCACUCCAAACUAUACACUGUUCUUCAGUGUGGCAAGUUGCAAUAUUUAUUAAUUUUGUUUUUGAAAGUAUAAUUUGGCUUUCAUGUGGUUGUCUGCAAAAAAAUAUAUAGAUAUAAUAUGUUUAUACUGGAAGGUUGUGGAAGCUGCUGAUAAAAAAAAGAGUAAAUGGUACAUAAAUGGCUAUUUUUUGGUUGAAAUCUAUGCGUGAGAGAGGCAAUAUUAAGAUUAUCUAUAGUGUACAUACUGUAAAUGACGUGUGUUUGACAGUAUGAGUUUUGCCUUACACGGCCAAAAUGUGUGGAUGCACAUUGAACCUGUGAGCAGGUUAGGAUGCAUUGCAUUCAGCAAUACUAGUUUGCAUGUUUCAUCAUUCUCUUCAAUGUUUGCUACCGUUACCACAUGCUCAUGUCAUGUCAAAACAUCUCCAUUGAAGUCCCAUCUUAUAGUUACAGUAUGUAUAGUGCAAAAGACACAACAGUCUAUCAAUGUGCAACUACUUGCAAUAGGGGGAGGGGGAGGGAUUGACAAUAAAUACAUGUUUUAAGUGUCUCAAGUCUGUAUUUCAUAGGUGCUUUUUUCUCUCGUUAAAGAGGUUCAGUAAAGGUCCAGAUUCUAACACAAAUGCUGUACCUAUUGAUGAAAAUAGUCUAAAGCAGGGGUCUCAAACACACGGCCCGCGGGCCAAAUGUGGCCCGCAGGACACUAGUUUGAGGCCCCCGCCUUGAUAUGAAAGUUUAAUGUUAGCGCGGCCCGCGCAAGUUUGAUAUGGAUGCUGUAUGGUAUCAUGUACCCAGAAAAAAUUAUUACGUUUGAUUCAUGUUCAUGUUAAAGGUUAAAUAACUGUUAAUAGUUAUCCUCCCUAUCUGUGUGGAAGUGGUAAGUUUUUGGCUAUUUAAGUUUAAAGGAAAUAACUUGAAGGCUACCGUUUAGGUCGCUAGCUCUCUAGUUUGCGAGUUAGCAUGUGUCUCAAAACCCUGCAGUUGCGCAAUAUGUUGUAAAUAAAAAAAAAGAGUAUAAAUGUGACUAUAGUCGUGUUUUGUCAUGUCUACAGGGCUCU
Molecule: messenger RNA, 3569 nt
Organism: Doryrhamphus excisus (bluestripe pipefish)
Lineage: Eukaryota; Metazoa; Chordata; Actinopteri; Syngnathiformes; Syngnathidae
Source: RefSeq, a predicted model, not a curated record